Molecule: messenger RNA, 794 nt
Organism: Panicum virgatum (switchgrass)
Lineage: Eukaryota; Viridiplantae; Streptophyta; Magnoliopsida; Poales; Poaceae
Exons: 1
Coding region: 1-564 (187 amino acids)
Source: RefSeq, a predicted model, not a curated record
AUGGAGAGCCAAGAUCUUCGACGGGCUUGCUCGGAAAUCGCAAACAAGCUGGAGAUCACGGCAGGCGCUACGACCAGCAGCCCACGCCCCGACGCCGCCGCCGCCGCGAUCACCUCCGCGGCCAAGGCUGCCGCCGGCUCCGAUCAGCCGGGGGCGGUGGAGACGGUGCGCUGCGCGUGCUGCGGCGUGGGCGAGGACUGCACGGCGUCGUACAUCCGCGGCGUGCGCGCGUCCUUCUGCGGCGACUGGCUGUGCGGGCUGUGCGCGGAGGCCGUGAAGGAGCGCGCGCGCCGGGACCCGGCCGGCGGCGUGGCGGCGGCCCUGGGCGCCCACGAGGCGGAGUGCAGGGACUUCAACGCGACCACGAGGCUGAACCCGACGCUGUCCCUGGCCGGGUCCAUGCGCCGCAUCGCGCGCAGGAGCCUGGACCGGCGGACGGCGUCGUGCCAGGAGCGCGGCAGCGCGCCGGCGUCCAGGGCGGCGGCGCUCGCGAGGUCCGCCAGCUGCAACCCGUGGUUCAUGGCCGACGUGAUGGGAGAAGCUUCCCGGGACCGGCGCAGAUGAUCGAUCGAUCGCGCUCACGGCAGGGGAUGCUCCGCUAGCGGCGAGCAUGCGUCCGGCCUUCCAAGUUGUUACCCAUCUAUGGGCCUUGCCCCUUGGCUAGAUAUUCCUCCUACCUUGGUUUGUAUGAUUUUCAUGUUGAUGCUUGAAUGUACAUAUGGGGCACGGGCAUACAUCUUCACCUUGUUGUCUGCCGGUGCUUCUUUGAAGAGAUAAAUCCAUGGUAUUGUGCA